AUGCAAUUUGAUUCAAUCUCAUUUUACGCAAGUAUGUACUUUUCUGCUUUGAUGACUUUAAAUCGUUUUGCUGUUUUCUUCUGUGAAUCUUUAAAUGAAAAACUUUUUAGUAAUCGACCUAUGAAAAUAAUUCUUUUUGUUAUUUGGAUAUUUGUUUUUGUUUUUAUUACCAUUUAUUCUAUAUCUGGUUGUUUAAAAACUUUCUCUCCAACUGGAUUCUUUAUGUAUAAUUUGUGCAGCUCUCCAAAUUUUUUAAUGAAUUUCUUUAAAAUGUGGGGGUACUAUGCAAGUACUUAUUUACCGGCUGCCAUGUUAUUGGCAUAUUUUGCUAUUUAUAUCCGUGUUCGAUAUUUUGUUAAUACUAAUUUAUUUAAAAUGAGUUCAAUGGAAAAGGAGAGAAAGAAAAGGGAGAAAAGUGUUCUUUUACAGGCAUUUUUAAUUUGCGGAUUUUUGGAAUUACAAGAUUUAGCAUUUAUUUAUAUUCCAAAAAUACCUGUAGAAGGUCAAUGGAGUUAUUUACUAACAUUUACAAUUAAUUGGAGUGGAAUUUUGUUAAAUUCAAUGAGUCCAAUAAUUUUAUUUAAUUUUAACAAAGAAAUAGCUGAAGGACUUAAAAAAUUAAUUGGAGAUAAUAUACUUCAAAGAUUCUCAUCUGUAACACAUGUACAUACAAUACAACAAACAUCAAUGCAAUCAGCACAACAUUAA
Molecule: messenger RNA, 708 nt
Organism: Meloidogyne enterolobii
Lineage: Eukaryota; Metazoa; Nematoda; Chromadorea; Rhabditida; Meloidogynidae
Source: the annotation of a GenBank genome assembly